This is a messenger RNA of Achroia grisella, 2975 nucleotides long. RefSeq names its product collagen alpha-2(V) chain-like. The transcript has 22 exons. The record is from RefSeq and is a predicted model, not a curated record. Bases 1 to 2712 code for a protein of 903 amino acids. NCBI's taxonomy places the organism in Eukaryota, Metazoa, Arthropoda, Insecta, Lepidoptera, Pyralidae.
AUGGCGAUGGUGAUAUCACAAACGACUAAAGCAGCAAUUGGAGGGUUCCUGGCACUCAUGAUUCUUGGUGCUGUACUAGUAGUGGGCGCAGCCUUUGGUUGGUUCGACCCGAGGAGAGAAGAUGAGGAUACCCCAGCCAAAAUUAGUGCCAGACUCCAGGGACGGACCUCUUUUGUCACUCAUCGAGCUGUAAAUCCCGACGAAAAUCGAUUACCUCUCGUGUCGCACUCGUCUCCAUUCUUAAACGGUGACAAGGGGGAGAACGGAGACGCUGUACCUAUCGGCCAGUGCAAAUGCAGCAUUAAUGACAUCUCACAAUUAAUAGAAACGAUGCCAGAUUUAAAAGGUCCACCUGGACCUCAAGGACCAACUGGAGCUGACGGGACAACAGGUGCUCCAGGGAAAACGGGACAAAUGGGAGACCCCGGCCCUCCUGGUCCACUCGGGCCCAAAGGAGAUAGAGGCGAGAGAGGUGACACUGGUGCAUCAGGGCCCGAGGGCCAACCUGGACCUAAAGGAGAACCUGGACUUGAUGGUAUUCAGGGAUUACAAGGGCCACCUGGUCCACCAGGCCCGCCUGGACCAAUGUCUUCAGCACUCAUGGAAUCAACAGGAUUAUACGGGUCUGGUAAUCCUGGAAUUGCCGGUCCUCAGGGCGAAAGAGGCCCUAUGGGUUUACCCGGCCCUCAAGGAGAGAGGGGAUACCCUGGAAAUAAGGGAGAAAGGGGAUUACAUGGGCCAAAAGGAGACAAAGGCGAUCGUGGUUACGUGGGUCCAAGGGGUCCACAUGGCGCUAAAGGGGAGCGGGGCCAACCCGGUCGCGACGGCACGCCCGGCCUGCCAGGCUCUCACGGACGUCCAGCAGAAAAGGGCGAAAAAGGUGCUCGAGGACUUCCAGGACCACCAGGACCUAAUGUGCCAGUUAUAUCUGACAAUUCUGUGAUGAGUGACAUAGCACGUACAGACGUAUCGCCCACCACGAGGGGGGUGAAAGGAGAGAGGGGUGAAAGAGGUGAAAAGGGUGAAAAAGGCUUAAGAGGAAUGGAAGGCGCACAAGGAUUUCCAGGGAAUGAUGGAAAGAUGGGUGAGCGCGGCGAUAUCGGACCGUCAGGUCUGCCCGGCACUCAGGGCCCGCCCGGGUCUAAUGGUCCGAAAGGGGAGAAGGGUGAUGCGGGACCGCCGGGACCUGUUGCAAUUUCUCGAGACGAAGCCUUAGUAAUGACGAAGGGUGAAAAAGGCGAGUCUGGCCCACGUGGCAAGAGAGGUCACCCAGGACCACCCGGACCAAGAGGCCCACCAGGACUUCCUGGUCCCCCGGGAACACCUGGUACAAAUGGUCCUUCGGGGGAUAUUGGAUUACCUGGAUGGACGGGACCGCCCGGUAUCGCCGGGCAGCCUGGCCCGCCCGGUCAAAAAGGUGAAAAAGGCGAUCCUGGAUUAAAUCAGAACGACCUAGACAAGAUAAAAGGUGAUAAAGGCGAUCGGGGAUUUGACGGUGUGCCGGGAGUGCCCGGGAAAGAUGGACCUAGGGGCCCCCCGGGCCCGGCGGCAGCCCCCGCCGGUAAUGUGAAAUAUGUUCCGGUGCCCGGACCACCAGGACCUCCAGGUCCGCCGGGGGUCCCUGGAAGGCCUUACGCUAACGAAGUUUCACCCGAUACACUGACUGAUAGUCCAGGGAUUAAUCGCCGUGAGCCUGGUGCAGGUAAACAACGAGAUGCUUUACACAUCUUGAGAAGUUUGAACCACUUGGUACAAUACCGUCAAGAGCCUUAUGAUUUUCGAGACCCUUUGGAUCCUGUGGGCGAAAAUUCAGAUUUUGAUGAAGAUGAAGAUGGUAGAACUAUAGUUGGUACUAUUAUUUUCAAGACUACAGACUCCUUACUAAGAUUAGGAACAAAUAGCCCGCUUGGCACUUUGGCGUAUGUGAUACAGGAGCAGGCACUUCUCGGUCGUGUUAACAACGGCUGGCAGUAUGUCGCGAUGGGUUCGUUAUUGGCUAUACAUACUCCACCUGCGAAUACACCAACACGUACACCAUUGCAGAACAUUCUGGAAACUUCCAGUUUGGUUCAUCACAAAAACCCAGCAGUAGACGGCCCUGUGCUUCGACUGGCAGCUCUCAAUGAACCUCACACUGGCGAUAUGCACGGGGUCAGCAGCACAAACUACGAGUGUCGCAGACAGGCUCAGAGAGCUAACUUAGAUGGCACUUUCCGUGCCUUUAUAUCCUCGAGGGUUCAAACGAUAGACUCAAUUGUCAGUUGGGUGGACCGAGAAAUACCAGUAGUGAACACACGUGGCGAUGUUCUCUUCAACUCUUGGGGAGAGAUGUUUGAUGGAUCGGGAGCUUUAUUCGCUCAUGCUCCAAGAAUUUACAGCUUUAGUGGACAAAACGUACUCAUGGAUUCUGGCUGGCCUACUAAAGCCGUUUGGCAUGGAACUAGUCCAAACGGCGAGCCAGCGAUGGACGCAUAUUGUGACGCAUGGCACAGUAGUGCACCGGACAAGUUCGGUUUAGCAUCGUCACUACGCUCAAACAAAUUAUUAGAUCAAGAAACGUAUUCAUGCAGCAGUAGACUGAUAGUACUAUGCAUCGAAGCUACACCAGUAGAUACAGUUAGAAGAAAAAAACGAUCAAAGUUUCGCCAAGAGAGGCUACAUUACUUAAAAGAUAUUGAGGAACGACAAAACGAGACGAGAUUAAAGUUAUAGACAUUGAAUGCCUAGUAUUUUUAAAUAAGAAAAAAAUGUGAAGACUGUAAAUAAUAUAGAUAUUACUGAUGUUUCUUGAAGCAAUGAUUCCAGUGGAACAUAUUGACAAUAUAUUUCAUAACGAUUAAUAGCAUCUACGAUUUCAGAAGGGUUAAGGGGCUUUCCAUGAAUUACGUCACAUGUUGAACAAAACAAUAAACUACAAAGGGGGGUCGACCAAGUGUUAUAUUGUAUGUAUCAAGGAUGUUAAGGAGCUCCGUAAC